AUGCCCAAAGUGGUGCACGUGGGCAGAAGGAGCGCCACAGGAUCCUGCACCUGUGACCGGGAGCUGCCCUUGACCAACCAGUCAUCCAGACAAGGGAAGAUCUGGACCGCCCCAGUGCCUGAGGGCGGAACGAAAGGAUCGGUGGUUUGUUUCCCCACAGGUAACUUUGAGCAGGCCAAUGAGGAGCUGAGGGCCAUUAUCAAGAAGAUCUGGAAGAGAACUAGCAUGAAACUCUUGGACCAGGUCAUUCCACCAAUUGGAGAGGAUGAGGUGACCGUGGGCAAGUUCUAUGCGACCUUCCUCAUCCAGGAGCACUUUAGGAAGUUCAUGAAGCGCCAGGAGGAGUAUUAUGGGUAUCGGCCCAAAAAGAACACCAUUGCUAUCCAGGCCGGCCUGAGAAGCAUUGAAGAGGAAGCCGCGCCCGAGAUCCACCGAGCGAUCUCUGGAGACUUGACCGCUGAGGAGGAGCUGGAGAGGGCCAUGAUGGAGGCAGCGAUUGAGGAAGGGAUAUACAGG
Messenger RNA from Mauremys mutica (yellowpond turtle), 516 nucleotides. Its product is annotated as voltage-dependent L-type calcium channel subunit alpha-1S-like. The record is from RefSeq and is a predicted model, not a curated record. Lineage: Eukaryota; Metazoa; Chordata; Testudines; Geoemydidae. Gene Ontology annotation, cellular component: voltage-gated calcium channel complex. Gene Ontology annotation, biological process: calcium ion import across plasma membrane. The annotation marks the transcript as partial. Gene Ontology annotation, molecular function: high voltage-gated calcium channel activity. The transcript is spliced from 4 exons.